Molecule: messenger RNA, 2263 nt
Organism: Oryzias latipes (Japanese medaka)
Lineage: Eukaryota; Metazoa; Chordata; Actinopteri; Beloniformes; Adrianichthyidae
Source: RefSeq, a predicted model, not a curated record
AGCGUAAGUCUACAAUCACCUCUGGAGUUUCGUCAACCUUUGACCCCUGGAAAAGGCCGCCAUCUUGAAUUUUCCAUAAAAAACACCUUUAUCACCGGAUUCAAACAUAAACUUGUCGUUUGAAUUUUCAUCGAUCAUCUUGAAACCUUUUCAAUGGCAUGCUGUUGGAAUUAGAAGUUGUAGUUUUUGAACGGCGUGCACGUGGUGAGCUAGCAAAGUGGCGCACUGUUAUAACUCUUAUGUUGCUCAAUGGAAUACUGUGAAAAUUUGAAUGCAUGCAUUCAUGCCUGAAACUGAAUACAUUGAAAAACACUGGGUAUGGACAUAUAAGGAAUCUGGGCGUGUCUAGCACAAAACCACUGUUGCUAAGGACAACAAAAAGUUUACUUUUACCGAUUCGUCUGAAACUAACGUCGAUCUGUUCAUCAUCCCGAGGCGACCAAAACACAAAAUGGUUGCUAUGGAGAUAAAAUCAACAGAUAAGCAGUCAUUUUGAAAAAAGUGGGUUUUUUACCAUCUUAUGACGUAUAGCGAUCGCUAUGCUAGCACUUGUAGCCACAUUAGACUUGUUAGCAUAAUUAGCAUUUUAGGUAAUAUAUUUUUCUGAGAGAGUUGAUGAUGCUGAUCAUAUUGCUAGCACUUUAGCCAAAAUAGCAUAGCUAGCAUACUUAGCAUCAUUAGCAUUUUGAGCAAUGUGUUUUUCUGAGAGAGUUGAUGACGCUGAUUGCUACGCUAGCACUUUUAGCUACGCUAGCACUUUUAGCUACAUUAGCAUAGAUAGCAUAGUUAGAAUAAUUAGAGUAAGCAGUUUUGACUAGACUUGAUCAAAUGUGGCAAGUGAGGGCGGUGAGGGCAGCAGUGGUGCGAAGAGUUGGGCGCGGAAGGCGGGUUGCAUCUGCGGGCCAUACAACGCCGCUUAUGGCUUUAAUUUUACCUGAUGUCACUUUAUUUUAUAUUAGUUUUACUGAAUUUGCAGCAGUUUUUUAGCAGAUGAAAAAUAUUUUUUGUGUAUGUACAUUUUUAUGUUAUUUGUUUAGUUGUCAACCUAAUGAAGCUUUGAUAUCCUCUGAAUUCAUAUGGCCCACAGGUCCACCCCUAUGUACUGCUAUUGACUUUGUUUUCAUGUGUUAAAUAUACCAAAUAUAAACCUCAGGAGGGGAGUAGAGUGGUGAACUGAAAGAAGUUCAUCACUUCAUGAAGUUCAUGGUUUAAGUGUAUUUUUUUAUUUGCAGCCUAUAUUAAUUCAGGCUGCCAAUAACAAUUUGAUUUAGCCUUUUUUUUUCUCUGUCCUGCAGUUGGAGGCUGCUAUGGCAGAUCUUGAUCGAACUGAAUGCCAUACAGCAGCUGAAGAAUGCAUCUCAUCAGAUGGAAACAGGCAAGCCUCAAGCUCUGGUGAAAAAAAGAAAAAGGAUGAACUCAAACAUCAUGGUGGCGAUGAUGAUGGCGAUGAUGAUGGAAACAGGCAAGCCUCAAGCUCUGGUGAAAAAAAGAAAAAGGAUGCACUCAAACAUCAUGGUGGCGAUGAUGAUGGCGAUGAUGAUGGCGAUGAUGAUGGAGACGGGCAGGUCUCAAGCUCUGGUGGACAAAAGAAAAAAGGAGACACCAAAAUGGAAGCACCGAAACAUCAUGGUGGCGAUGACGAUGAUGACGAUGAUGAUGGAGACGGGCAGGCCUCAAGCUCUGGUGGACGAAAGAAGAAAGGAGAAGCCAUAAUGGAAGCACCGAAACAUCGUGGUGGCGAUGAUGAUGACGACGUUGAUGACGAUGAUGAUGGAGACGGGCAGGCCUCAAGCUCUGGUGGACGAAAGAAAAAAGGAGACACCAAAAUGGAAGCACCGAAACAUCGUGGUGGCGAUGAUGAUGACGACGUUGAUGAUGAUGAUGAUGGAGACGGGCAGGCCUCAAGCUCUGGUGGACGAAAGAAAAAAGGAGACACCAAAAUGGAAGCACCGAAACAUCGUGGUGGCGAUGAUGAUGACGACGUUGAUGAUGAUGAUGAUGGAGGCGGGCAGGUCUCAAGCUAUGGUGGACAAAAGAAAAAAAAGUUGAUUUAAAAGAAAAGAGAAUUGCCAAGAGCAAUCAUUAAGAUGCCAUGGAGCCAAGAAGAGAGAACUGCAGUCACACAAAAGAUGGCCGGCUUUAUUGGACUUAGAAGGGUACCAGGAAAAACUGACUGCAGCAUUUGCAUCGAGGAGUCUCCUGAACUAAAAAACAGGUCAUGGAAAGAUAUAAGAUACUUUGUCUACAAUGAAAUCAUUAAAGU